AUGCUUCUAGCUAGCUUAUUUCUUUCACAAGACACUUAUGCUGAAGAGAUCAUAAAGAGAGCAAGUAUGCCCUCAUGUGCACAUGUUCCUACUCCAGUUGAUACUCACUCCAAAUUGAGCACCACUUCGGGGUCCACUUAUAAGGAUCAUACCCAGUAUCGCAGUUUUGCAGGUGCUUUGCAGUAUCUUACUGUUACUAGACCAAACAUCUCUUAUGUUUUUCAACAAAUUUGUCUUCAUAUGCAUGACGCUCAGGAUGAACAUAUGCGUGCGUCGAUGCGCAUUAUUCGUUAUAUUCAGGGCACUCUUUCUCUUGGCUUGCACUUGUGUACAAGUCCUCCACUGCUAGUCUUGUUUCCUACACAGACGCUGACUGGGGUGGUUGUCUGGACACGAGGCAUUCCAUAUGCAUCCGGGUAUUGUAUUUUUCUUGUGAUAAUCUCAUCUCUUGGUCGUCCAAACGACAACCCACCUUGUCACUCUCAAGUGUCGAAGCUGAAUACAUUGGUGUGGCUAAUGUAG
Molecule: messenger RNA, 522 nt
Organism: Spinacia oleracea (spinach)
Lineage: Eukaryota; Viridiplantae; Streptophyta; Magnoliopsida; Caryophyllales; Amaranthaceae
Exons: 1
Coding region: 1-522 (173 amino acids)
Source: RefSeq, a predicted model, not a curated record